This is a messenger RNA of Sphenostylis stenocarpa, 280 nucleotides long. Lineage: Eukaryota; Viridiplantae; Streptophyta; Magnoliopsida; Fabales; Fabaceae. The record is from the annotation of a GenBank genome assembly.
AAGACCUCCUUUUCGAAGAUGGACGAAGCCUAAGAAGCCACUAGGAGAGACUAUUAGGCCCCAUACUAGGAUAGGAGGGAUUUUUGGCACAAAAAUAAGGAUUUUCGCCUUUUCGAGUCGAGACCGCCGUCUCGCCUUGCUCAAGUGGCAAGACCGCCGUCUCGCCUUGCUCAAGUGGCGAGACCGCCGUCUCGCCUUGCUCAAGUGGCGAGACCGCCGUCUCGUUUGGCGAGACCGCCGUCUUGCCACCUACGAAAGGCGAGACCACCGUCUCGUUUAG